Molecule: messenger RNA, 5732 nt
Organism: Patella vulgata (common limpet)
Lineage: Eukaryota; Metazoa; Mollusca; Gastropoda; Patellidae
Product: ubiquitin carboxyl-terminal hydrolase 48
Exons: 28
Coding region: 139-3171 (1010 amino acids)
Biological process (GO): protein deubiquitination
Cellular component (GO): nucleus; cytosol
Molecular function (GO): cysteine-type endopeptidase activity; cysteine-type deubiquitinase activity; protein binding
Source: RefSeq, a predicted model, not a curated record
UUUGUUUUGGAAUGAACUAGCCUAAUCUAAUGUCUGAAUCUAUCGAUACUCAUGACACUGGCCUACACUACGAACGAAACAAAAUUCAAAGUGAAUGAAGAGAAAUCCACAAGACGCAAGGAAUGAUCAAGAACAAGAAUGCCACCCAAACUACAACUGGAUAAAGAAGCAUGGAAAUGGGCUGACACAACAGAACCAGAUCAAGUAACUAAUGAACAUAUAAAAACAGCAUACAGAUUAAACCUAAAACCAUGUAGUCAAGGCGCUUGCAAGAGAAAUUGUCGUGGAAAUCCGUUGUGCUUAAAUGGUAUAGGGGAGAAACAGUGGUUAGGAGAACUUAAUGUACGAAAAUUCACAGACUUUGACCCAGAACUUGAGAAAAGAGAAAAGGAUUCAUAUGUUGGAUUAAAGAAUCUUGGUAAUACAUGUUAUGUUAAUACGUUUUUACAACUAUGGUAUCACAAUCAUUGUGUUAGACAGGCUAUAUUUAGAUGGAGAGAUGCUGAUUUACCGGAUAUUAUAAGUGACAGUUGGACACCAUCUACAAUAUGUGGCCAAUUACAACUUAUAUUUUCUCUACUGAAAUAUACACAGAAAAGGUAUAUAGAUCCAAGUAGUUUUAUAAAUCACCUUGGUUUAGAUACAGCCCUACAACAGGAUGCCCAAGAAUUUUCGAAACUUUUCCUGAAUUUAUUAGAGGAAGCCAUGUCAAAGUCCUCUCAGUUAAAUAUAAUACAGGAUCAGUUCCGUGGACAUUAUAAUUAUGUUAUCACGUGUACUAAAUGUAAAGGUGAAUCUAAGACUGGUUCUACAUUUUAUGAAUUAGAUUUAAACAUACAAGGUCAUAGAACUUUACAUCAAGCUAUAGAUAACUUCCUACAGGAAGAAGUUUUAGAAGGAGAGAACCAGUAUAUGUGUAAAUACUGUUUACAGAAACAGGAUGCUACCCGUGCUAUAAAACUAGAUACAAUACCACCAGUAUUAAAUCUACAAUUAUUACGAUUUGUCUUCGAUAAAAAAACAGGACAUAAGAAAAAACUCAACAGUUUUAUACAGUUUCCAGAAUGUCUUGAUAUGAGUAAAUACCUUGGACAGCCAGAGAAUACAUCAUUGUAUUAUCUAAAGGCUGUAUUGAUCCAUAGUGGUCCAAGUGCUUAUAGUGGACAUUACACAGCUCAUAUUCUAUCAGAAGAUGGUUCAGCAUGGUACAGAUUUAACGAUGAAAAAACUGAUAAAAUGAUGGGUAAAAAAUUACAACUAGGUGCUGAGGAAGAUAUUCAAGAAUUACCUGGUAAAGAACAGAAGGUACCUAAAGUAACAAAAGGAUGUCAUACAUCUAAAAAUGCCUAUAUGUUAGUCUACAGUAGACAACAACAAAAUAAAACAGAAGAAGUGAUAGAAAAUAUAAAUGAGUUUAAUUUAUUACCACCGGUUGUUAAAGAUUACGUAGCUAAGGAUAAUGAAAACUUUAAUAAAUGGAUUGCAGAGAUUCUCUCAUCUAGGCAACAGAAUAUAGAGAAUGGUAAAGCUGAACAAACAGAAGUACAAUCUAUUUAUAGAACAUUAUCUACUGAUUUAAACAAUAUAGAUGAAAUGGAAUGGAUAAGUGUUGAUUGGUUGAUAAAAUGGUUAAAUUUACCAAGUAAAGCUCCUGCUAUAGAUAAUACAUCUUUAUUAUGUCCACAUAAACAGUUAGACCCAGAAUCAGUUCAUAAAAUGAAAUGUGUCAGUAGUAUAGGGGCCAAUAGUUUAUAUACGCUGUAUGGUGGUGGACCGCGAUUAAAAAGAGAUAAAGGUUUAUGUAGACAGUGUGUACAACAGAGAUGUCAUGUGAUACGACUUAAAAUAAAAAUGGCUUCCGAUGAUCAAAAAAUUACAACUGGUUUGAAGAAUAUAAACAAUAGUCUUUCAUGGUAUUGGGUUGGUAAAUCAUCUUUAAGAAGUUGGAAGAAAUUAGCUUUAGAUAGAUUAGAGAAUGGUAGUAAUAGAACAUCACAAUCUAGUCCCUCUCCUGAUGAACAGCCUGAAGAAAUAAAUGGAAGUACAGAGGCAGAAGAUCAAGCUGAAUCUAGUUUUAUAUUUAAUACAGAUUUACUCUGUGAUUUACAUGAUAAUCUGACUCCUGAUGAAACUUGUCGUCGAUUAGUCCCAGAAGAUGUUUGGAAGAUUUUAUAUUCUUACUUUCCGUAUUCUCAACAAUUCCAUAUUAAUGAUGCCAUCUGCCAACAAUGUGAGGCUUUAAAUGUAGAGAAAUGUGAAUUAAAGUUACAGAAGAAGAGAUGCGUAGAUCAACAGAAAUCUGAUUUAUUAGAUCUAUAUUUAGAUCGUAAACGCCCUGUGUUAGAUGAUUUAUCUAAUCUAGAGCUGUAUGUCGUCAGUCAGACGUUCGUAGAUGAAUGGAGAAAAUACAUCAAAGAUAGUGGUAGAAGUCCUGCUGUAACUAAUGUGAAUAAUAAACUGUUACUAUGUCAACAUAAUCUGCUGAUUUUAUCACCUGAACAACUAGAUGAUCAUUCGGAAAUUGUUUUAUUAUGGCCUAGUGAAUGGGAGAAGUUAUGUAAAUAUACAAGCUGUGAUGUAGAUAUAAAUAUUGUUAGAUAUACAGAAGAAACUGGUGAAAUACAAACAUUGACUAUUCCAGUGGUGUGUAAAGAAUGUCAAUCAAUGAGAUUAUUAGAAGAAGAGAAGAAGAGAUAUAUAUUUGUAAAUAGUGUAAUAUAUGUAUAUAAAAACCAUAAAAACACAACAUUACCAGUUAAUAAUGGAACCAAUAAUACUCAUAUACAGACAAAUGAAGUUGAAGAACCACCUGAUAAGAUACAGAAGAUAGAUUUCGAUUUUGAUUUUUCUCGAAGAAAGAGUCAAAGACGUAGAAAACUACGAGGGGAGAAAGAAGUGAUUGUAUCAUCUGACAUGACGCUUAAAGAUCUUAAAGUCAAGAUAAUGAAUUUGUUUUCCGUCCCGCCAUUUGAUCAGAAUUUAUGGAUAGAUGGAAGAUUACUCCAAGAUAAUGCGUCGACAUUACAAGAAUUAAAGCUUUAUCCAGCUUGUAGUAUAUUAUUAAAGGUUGAUGAACCGAAUGAGGAGUCAACAGUUAUAGAAGAUUUAAUGUCAGCUCCACCACGACAAGAACAAGGAUUUAAAGGAACAAAUUUACUAAGCAGUUGUUGAUCAGGACUUAAUAAUGUUUAGAGGAAAAUGUGAUAUACAUGUGCUGAAGUUGUUAGUUAUUACAAACUUUUCAUAUAUUAUUAUUAAUAUUGCCUCACAAUAGUUUUCGUUGUUAUAAGGCAGGGCUCAAUUAAGGCAAUAUAUUAGUGUCUAGUCUGUGGUUCCCCAAUUGUUAGCAUUAUUGUUGAAGCCUUGUAGAUAGAAAUAUAAUAUAGUAAAUCUUGUUUAAAACUCUUAGCAUAUAUUGGUGAUUAACACUAGCUGUUAAAGCUGUGAGCUAAAAUAUAAUUCACAUACACUUUUAUUAUAUGCCCACAUUUUCAUGUGGAUGUAUAUUGUCGUUGCCCCUGUUCGUCUGGACAUCUGUCCAUCCACAUUUUGUUUGUUGACACUCUACAUGUCACAAUUAUUAUCCAAUUUUGACGAAACUUGAAAUAUAGGCUUAUAUCCCAAAGAUCUCGAUUCCUUUCGAUAUUGGCACAUAUGGCCCCUGAUUGUAUGGAAAUUCACAUUUUUAACUUUAGAGGUCACAUUUGUAUCCAAUUUUGAUGAAACUUAAAAUAUAUGUUUAUAACCCAAAGGUCUUGGUUCCUUUCGAUAAUUGCGCAUAUCAGACUGUAACUUGGUCGAACCAUAACUUCCUGGUGUAUGUUUUUAGCCUGUUCUCUGUCCAUCUCUUGAAAAAUGUGGGCGUAUCUUGCAUGGCAACCACUUGUUAUUGUUUGAGUGUUGAAAUGCUUGAAAUUACUCGGAUCAAACUAGACCAUGGUACACUAUAAAAUGGAUGUUGCCUAUGGGGGCCUAGGUUGUAUUGGAAACUAUGUUCUUGGUUUUACAAGACCGAUAAUGAUUCCCUGCCCACAUAGUUUGUUUCUUAAAUAUUUGUGCUUCUGAAUGUGAAUUUUAUUCAUGCGUUGUUCCUGUGUCAAUUCUGUCAGCAUUUGUGUAGUCCAUCAAAGUCCCAACAUCAUUAAUUUUAUAGCGAAUCUCUGAUAAGUAAUAUAAGGGUCUUGUUAUACUCUGAGGACCCCUAAAUCAAUGUUGUGAAAUGAAAUGAUAUGGGGUUUAGCGUAAAUAUGUGUUGUAAUGAAGAUUGUAUAUAUAUGAAAGAUUUAUUAUGCAUGAUAGAAAUUUGUAUCAUUCAAUGACAGAGACUUUAAAUACAGAGUUUAUUUUUAUUUUUUUAUUUUUAAAGCAUAAUUAAUUAAAAUACCUGAAGUUUAAACUUUAAUGUAUAGGAUACAGGCAGAUUUCAUUUCUUUAUUACAUGUACUUUUUAAUAUUGGUUUUAGUUUUUCAAUAUUGAAGGGUAGUUUCAAUUUGUUUAUGAAUUAGAAGAAUUUAGUGAUAAUUGAUACCAGUAUGGAAAUUUAUUUAAUUCUUUAAUAAAACAAUUUCAUCUGGGUUUACUUUAAGUUUAAAUUGUUUGUGGAGUAAAAUAUUUCAUUGUAACCAGUUUGACAGGGUUCAAAUGCCCCGGUGAUAUGAGUACUAAAAUCAGACAAAAAAAUAAAUGAUUAAAUCAGGAUUUUUACCUCUAACCUUAGGACAAAGUAAUUACAGGGAAACAUAUCAAGGGCUUAGAACCAAAAGUGAAUAUCUCCAAUUUUUCUGAUUUUGUUUACUUUUUUUUACUUUUGUGUUAUGUCCUACAGCCAUUCAAAAUGCAUAAAAUGCACUGUCUGUUUUUGAUUAAAGUCUACCAUCAUAAAAAGGUUUUGGAAAGAAGUGGAUAUCUGGCACAUGGUCACUUUUAGCACUAAAAUACUGAUGCCAGAGCUGGUUAUGUGACACAUAUUCACUUCUGGCUGGACUGUUUUGCACUAUUAAGAGUGACAUCCCUUUAGCAAAAUGGAGGACAUGCCUAACAUAAUAUCAUGUUGUUUCAGUUGAUUUUGUGUAUAAAGAGCUUUGUUACACAGAUAAAACCAUUUAAAUUUAAUUGGAUAUCAGCCAAGAAUAUUCAAUACUUUUCUUGCCAGAAUUGAAUAGCCAUUUAAUUUGAAUAUUUUACACUUUUAUUGACGAAAAUAGCCCAAUUUUGUUAUAAUAUUAAAGUAUAAGCCCAAAACAAAUAAAGGGACAAAAUUCUAAAUAGAUAUAUCCCUAUCCUAAUUUACAACAAGCUUUCAAAUGUUUGAAGGCCAUAUCUCAAAAUCAUGUUCUUGGAGAUAUUCUCUUCUGGUAUAUUUAAAAUAAAUAUCUUGCUAAUCAGAACUAAACGUAAUAUGUCAAAAAACAAGCUGGAAUAAUUUUAAGAGUAAAAGCCCUGCUCCACACCACAUUUCAGAAUGUACUCUAGUAAAAUGUACCCAAUCAGUAAGUCAAAUUUUAGAAUCCAGUAGCAAUUACUUAAAAUUUUAGAAUCAAGUAGCAAUUAAUAAAAAUCUACUGCACAUCUUUGUCUUUCAUUUCAAGAAUUUUGUGACAUACAACUCAAUUUAAAGUGAUGUGGUUUUUGACAAAUAUAUGCCUGUAAAAUGAUGUAAUAAGUUGCAAACUGUAAAUCUGAUGCUAGUAAAAUUUCGUCAAAAUAACAUAAAAUAAAAGGACAAGGAAUA